AUGGUGAAGUUCACCGCACGCCGGAGUUUGCCCGAGCUGGUGGCGCCGGCACGGCCAACACCACGCGAGACCAAAGUCCUCUCCGACGUCGACGACUGUUAUGACCUACGAGUCUACUCUUUUGGGGUCGAGUUCUUCCGCUGCCGACUAGACGGCCAUCCAACGACGACGCCGGCAAAGGCCGUCAAGGUAGCGCUCGCGGAGGCUCUGGUGUACUACUACCCCAUGGCCGGUCGGUUGAGAGAGAUUCUCCCCGCUAACAAGCUGAUUCUCCCCACUAACAAGCUGGUGGUGGACUGCACCGGAGAGGGAGUGGUGUUCGUGGAAGCAUUGGCCGACGUGGGGCUGGAAGAGUUUGGAAAUCCAUCACCGCGGCCCCCAUACCCAUGCAUCGAGGAACUAUUAUGUGACGCCAGCGAUAUCAAAGUCGUGGUUGACAAGCCCUUGUUCUUUGUCCAAUGUGACCCAACGACCUCCCGCGGCAUCUCGCUGUGGUUCCACCUUUUACGAGGGAGCGGGUCGGCCACAGCCUUGGACGGGCCGGACGCGGGCGGUCCUAGCCGCGACGGCCCCCGUCUUCCCACCGGUCAAGGAUACAACCCCGUGCGGCGCAGCGCAGCUGAAGUGAGCGGAGCUAGCUUGCAUGGACCCCAUCUUGCCUUCAGUCAAGGCCACUGCCCCAGGGGGCGCAGCAGGCCGGACGCGGGCGGCGCUAGCCGUGAUAGCUUCCGUCUGGCCACCAGCUACGGCGCUGAGCGGCGGACCUCACCUUGCCGGAAUCAUCUUUCACGGAGUUGUACAAGGAGAGGCUAUGGAGUGUGGAACAGCAGCAGUCCGCUGGAUAAGGCAAGGCAAAAAGAUAUUCUGUAA
Triticum aestivum (bread wheat) is the source of this 870-nucleotide messenger RNA. RefSeq names its product acyl transferase 1-like. The transcript has 3 exons. Lineage: Eukaryota; Viridiplantae; Streptophyta; Magnoliopsida; Poales; Poaceae. The coding region runs from base 1 to 870 and encodes 289 amino acids. The record is from RefSeq and is a predicted model, not a curated record.